This is a messenger RNA of Brassica napus (rape), 1239 nucleotides long. Its product is annotated as GDSL esterase/lipase 7. Bases 16 to 1116 code for a protein of 366 amino acids. Gene Ontology annotation, molecular function: hydrolase activity, acting on ester bonds. The record is from RefSeq and is a predicted model, not a curated record. The transcript is spliced from 5 exons. NCBI's taxonomy places the organism in Eukaryota, Viridiplantae, Streptophyta, Magnoliopsida, Brassicales, Brassicaceae.
UUUAGCAAAACAAAAAUGAAGAGUUUGUUGUUUUGUGUUGUGUUCUUGGAGCUUGUCUGGUUUGGUUAUGGCCAUGACCAAUCUAGAAACCAUCAUCCCCUUGCUCCAGCGUUCUUCAUCUUUGGAGAUUCUUUAGUUGACAGUGGAAACAACAAUUACAUUCCCACUCUAGCAAAAGCUAACUAUCUCCCAUAUGGAAUUGAUUUUGGCUUCCCCACUGGCCGUUUCUGCAAUGGCCGUACAGUUGUUGAUUAUGGAGCAAUGUACCUCGGUUUGCCAUUGGUGCCACCAUAUCUAUCUCCAGUAUCAAUUGGGGGAAACGUCUUGAAAGGGCUUAACUAUGCAUCUGCAGCAGCUGGGAUUUUAGACGAAACUGGUCAACACUAUGGAGCAAGAACUACACUCAAUGGACAGAUAUCACAGUUUGAGAUGACUAUCCAGCUACAGCUCCAGCCAUUCUUUCAAAACCCUGCAGACCUUAGAAAGUAUCUUGCGAAAUCGAUAAUUGCGAUUAAUAUAGGAAGCAAUGAUUACAUCAACAACUACCUUAUGCCUGAUAGAUACUCAAGCAGCCAAAUCUACGGUGGAAAGGAGUAUGCAACUCUCCUGAUCAAGACUCUCUCAGCUCAAAUAUCAAGACUAUACAACUUAGGUGCAAGAAAAAUGGUGUUAGCUGGAUCAGGACCAUUAGGUUGCAUACCGAGUCAGUUAUCUAUGGUAAAGGGCAAGAACAGCAGCGGGUGUGUGACAAAGAUCAACAAUUUGAUUUCAUUGUUCAAUAGCCGACUGAAAGAUCUACCAAACACUCUCAACAAAACUCUUCCAGGAUCUUUAUUUAUCUAUCAGAACUUCUAUGCUCUCUUUCAUGACAUGGUUGUGAAUCCCUCUAGAUAUGGUCUUGUUGUACCAGACAAAGCAUGCUGUGGUGGUGGAAGAUAUGGAGGAGCGUUAACAUGCCUUCCGUUGCAGCAACCGUGCAUGGAUAGGCAUCACUAUGUCUUCUGGGAUGCAUUUCAUCCAACAGAGAUUGCCAACAAAAUCAUAGCUAAGAAUACAUUCAGCAAGUCUACCAAAUACUCUUACCCUAUCAGUUUCUAUGAGCUGGCUAAGCUGUGAGGAUUGUGUCUCAAAGCUAGUGAGAAGGUUUUUAAGAUGGGAUUUGUAUGUAACAAUUGCCCUAAAUCUUCGAGAUAAUAAUCUAUGUUCCAAUAUUAUAAGUUAAAACCUUUCUUUCUAAAA